UUCGUUUGGCUCAAAGCCUAGCAAAUGCGAGUGAAGUUAUUCUAUCGCCAAAUUGCUGGGAGCUCUGUGACCGGAACAUGAUUGAAACUGAAAGAAUUAAAGGUCAAAGAGCUGUUAAGGUUAGAUACUUAAAGAACAUUUUUCCACUGGAUUCGCUUGCCUUUAAGGAAUAUACACACUACCUACGACACUAUCCUGAUGCUAGGAAUUUAGGAGUCCUUAGAAAAGUCUCUAUGGUGGAGGGUAACAAUGAACUGGAAAAAUGCCUACGGAAAUACGUGAUGAGGAACAUUCUGAAGAAGAUUGAUGAUAAUCAGCCGCUGGAAUAUUUAUCUGAGCUUCGACCAGUCACAAUUGUCUUUGUAAACCUUCAAUUUGAUGAAAGCGCCAACACAAUGCAUCUAAGCAAGGCCAUCCAGGAUGCCAGUUUACGUAUUGCAGAGCUCAUACACUCCCACAGAGGCAAAAUCAAUAAAGUCUUCAUGUUUGACAAAGGUUGCACAUUCCUGUGUGUGUUUGGACUUCCUGGAGACAAGCAGCCAGAUGAGACCACCCAUGCCUUGGACAGCGCAUUUAAAAUUUUCAAGUACUGUUCUGCAAUGCUUAUGAAAAUAAAGCUAGUUUCCAUCGGGGUUACCAGUGGGCCCGUGUUCUGCGGCGUGGUUGGCCAUCGUGUCAGACAUGAAUACACAGUAAUUGGCCAGAAGGUGAAUCUUGCUGCCCGGAUGAUGAUGUAUUAUCCGGGGGUAGUAUCCUGUGAUGCAACUACCUAUACCAGCUCCCGGCUGCCCAAUUACUUCUUCAAGGAGCUCCCUCAGACUGAGAUGAAAGGAGUUGCAAAUCCUGGUGUGGUCUACCAUUAUCUUGGCAUCAGUGAGAAGACGACAAUUGGGAAAGCAUCUCUCACCACAGAGCGCUCUGAGUAUUAUCCCUUGUUGGGCCGGGAAAAAGAGAUUAAUCUCUUUCAGACUUCAUUGAAAAAGUUCAUGGGUUCUACAGAAGGCUGUGUUAUAAUGUUUGAGGGUCUUAUGGGCUAUGGAAAGAGCCAGCUGCUUACUGAAAUUGCCCAUUUAGGCAUGGAAGCUGGACAUAAAGUUGUUGCUAUGGAACUGACGAAGAUAAAUGUGAAUCAGAACUUCUUUGGCAUCCGGGCACUCAUGGCCAUGUUCUUGGGGAUUGAUGCCUGUAAAUCUUAUGAUGCAAGACAGCACACCCUCCAAAGCAAACUCCGAGAUGUGGCAGAUGAGACCUGCUAUUGCCUCCUGAAUAACCUCUUUCUUGUUAAGUUUCCCAUCUCCGAGGAGGUUUCUAAAAUGGACAGUGAAGAAAGAAAAAUAAAAAUGGAAAAAUUUCUUAUGGAAAUACUACAGAGAGCAGUAAAGAAAGACCUUCUCAUUUUUGUCAUUGACGAAGCCCAGUUCAUUGACUCUGCCUCCUGGGAAUAUUUGGAAAACUUGCUCUCCAAGGUCCCAAUCUUUAUGAUCAUGGCAUUAUCACCUUUCCACUACAGAGCACGGCAGCCUUGCCCCUCUGCAGUAAACAUCAUAAAGAGCCCCCAAACCACUUAUGUUCAGCUGAGGGAGCUGAAGCCUUCUGUGAUCCUGCAGAAAGCUUGCCAGGACCUUGGAGUAGUUAGUAUCCCUAGGGAAUUAGAAACGUUCUUGAUACAAAGGAGCCAUGGAAUCCCAUAUUAUUGUGAAGAGCUGCUACGGAACCUCUAUUUACACAAUGCCCUCAUGUUCCACGUGCUGGAUGAAGAGGAAGAAAUAGAGGAUGAGUGGGAGAGACUUUUUACCAAUCCAGUCAAAGGCAUGACCUUCAAAACAUCAUCAUCCAUCAGUUUAGAGAGCGCAGAGAAAGAGUUAUACAUUUGUACCAUCUGUCAGAAUGUGAAGUUGCAGAAUAUAACACUUCCCCCUUCAUUAAAAGGAAUUGCACUGGCUGAGAUAGACAACAUGAGUCCUUCGGAGCAGAUGGUUGUGAAGUGUGCAGCAGUCAUUGGGCAAAAUUUCACUACGGAGCUGCUGUUCCACAUCCUCCCAGAAUGGACUAAGAAUAAGAUGAUCCAGACCCUGGCAGCCUUGGUUGAGGCCAACAUCUUCAAGUGUUUCCAUCAAGGAAGGGAAUUCCAGAUUGCAGUGGAACAUGAUUUAUCCUCAUUAGAUAUUUAUGAUCCUGUAAGGAAAAUGAAUUUAACAGGGAAAGAAACAGGUGUCCAAAUGUCUGUGGCUAACAGAAUCAGACUGGAGCAGGCAGUGAUGCAGUGCAGCGGCAUGGGGUUCUGCAUGGCCUUGAUGCAGGAAGCAGCCUACGAGCUCUGGCUGAAGAGCCAGAAAGAAGCAUUACAUCACAAAUGUGCUGCUUACCUACAGAAGCAGGCCCACAAAUGCAAGCGUUGUGGCGAAGGGGACUUCAUUUCAUUCCACCGCUAUGCAAUUGAGAUGACGCUAGAGAUACCAGAUGACCAGGAACUUGUUUUUGAGGAACCUGAGGAAUAUCCAUUCAGUGAAGCAGCCUCAUUGGUUACUGCCAUAGCUCUGGGAAAAAUCGAGUCUCCUUCAUUUGAAGGUAUAGACCGAAAAGUUGUGCCUGCUGAGAUGUGUUCACAAGAAAAUAACACAGAGUUAAAUGAAGAAAUCCCUGAAUCACGAAAUAAGCUCAAUACUAUCUUUUCUGGAGUGCAGUCGUAUUUAGACACUGCAGCUGUGGUUAUGCGCACCAUCUCUAGACAUUCGCCUUCUAGAAUUUUCAGGCCUCUCGAUGAAGAUAUCCAUAUGCCUAUUUUUUCCAGGAGACAUGGGUCAGUUGCACAAAAUGCUACAGAAGAUCACCAUAUUUCUGCUUUCUCCAGGGGAUUGGGGUCAAUUAUUCCACACAUUGCAGAAGACAUUGGAAGGUUAUUAAAGAAAGAUGGUACUUUGCUAGAAGAAAAUCUCAGAGCUGAAGCUGCACAAAAGGAGUUUUUGGAUAGGAUGGAUGAGAUCAUUCGUCUUUUUGGCCAGGGUAGAGGGAAGAUCACAUACAUGGCAUCAUGUGAAUGUGAACAGAUUGUGGCAUCCGUGUUUAUGCCCCUUGCCCGGCACUGCAUGGCAAUAGGAGAUGAAGACAGAGCCUUGUAUUACUUGUUGGAAUGUGCAGCUGCAUACUUACGCCUUUCAAACAAUUAUAUGGCCUUUAUGAAUCUGAAUAUAGCCGAGAGCCUGAUCAAGUCACUGGAUCCUAGAAGGAAUGUAAUUAGCCCAUUUGAGGAAGCCACUUUCUACAGCCUUAAGGGCGAGGUGUGCUAUAAUAUGGGCCAAAUGAAACUGGCAAAGAAAAUGUUCAAGAAGGCUUUGAGUUUACUUGGCAGGAAGUUCCCACUUACUUCAAUUGGAGUCUUUUUUAAGACCGUGACAGAAAUGUCAAAGCAUGCAUCUCAACAGAAGAACCAGCCUUGUCCGCAUCCUAGCAAUACUGGGGAGAAGAAACUAGCUUGUCUGUAUCAGCAGAACCACUGCCUUUCCUUAUUGUGGCAGAUCUUCAGCCAGGACUCUGCUAACACCAGCAGGAAGUUUUCUCAGCUAGCAGCACUCAUGAGUGUGAACUCAGCAGAGGAAUCGGAGGACGAGCACCAGAUCAUUUCAUCUUACAUAGAAUAUGCACUUUGCUGCCAGACAAUUGGUUGCCAAGAUGACUGGAUGAAAUAUGAGUUGAUGGCCAUCCAACGUAGCUCUCACCUAAAGCUGGUUGGAGGAGGGCUAUUAACCACCAUUAAAUUAGCACAGUCUUUGGCCUAUAUAAAGCACUGUUUAGGUAACCUGCCACUUUCAAUUGAAUUAGGCUAUCGAGCCCAUGAAAUCUGUUUGCAUCUGAAGAAACCCAACCAGGACUAUAUGAUUCUUAGCGUACUUUUCCAAUCCCUCUUUCUGAGCAUGAGAAACCAGGAAUGUAAGCAAGUGCUGCAGUGGCUGGAGAAGUUGGCCAUUCGAGAGGAGAAGAUCCUUGCGCAGGCUUGUCUUUUUUCGAGCUGUCUAGAUCUCUUGCUUUAUGCUGGGUGGACAUAUAAGCCAUUUAAAGAGUGCCUGGAAUUUGUACAGCAAAAUGAAACAAACUGUAUCCUUAUGUCUCAGAGUGGCAUAAUGCUUGGACUCUACUCAUCCUUGGCCAUUUGGUUUGCCAGACUUCAGCAGUGGGACAACUUCCGAGAGCCUUUUGAAAAGGCCAGACGGUUAAUGAGGAGAACUAGUGCCUCGCUCUUUGCUGCUUAUGGAUGUUGCAGUUUCUUGGAGUGUCACAUCCUUCGGCUACAUAAUCACGCUGAGAUUAAACCUCAAAAGGUCCGAGAGACACGUACCAGGGUGCUAAAGACCUUGGAAGAAGUGUUCUCUCGAUGCUCUACAAGCCCUAUCUAUUAUGCUAGGAUUUACCACCUGAAAGCCUAUGUUUUUCUGAUGUUGGGUCAUGAAGAGCAGAGUCAGUUCUACCUGGAGAAGGGGCUGGAAGUCAGUGACAUGUAUGGUAACUUUUUGGAGAGGUCCUGGCUGGAGAUAAGCGAUGAGUGGUGGUUCACUGCAAGAGAGCCAAUGGAAGACUUAUGGCUGAAGACAGCUCCGGACUUUCCCACAUGGGAAGGAGACCUGUCAGAAGCAGAAAUUAGAAAGUUCCAUAGAACCAAAUACCUCAUGAGGGCACCUGCUCUGGACGUAGACAAUCCUUUCCCAGAAGAAAAGUAACAUGAAAUGGCCUCUUCAAAUAGCCUACACUGCUCAGACCAGUGUUGCUGCAGAGCCUGACAUGGGAGCCUGACAUGGAUCAAUGUUUUUCUGCCUACAGAUCAUUCCUUGCUCCUUAAUAAGUGAAUUAAUUUAAUUAAAA
Messenger RNA from Alligator sinensis (Chinese alligator), 4854 nucleotides. RefSeq names its product adenylate cyclase 10 (gene ADCY10). Bases 78 to 4712 code for a protein of 1544 amino acids. Gene Ontology annotation, biological process: intracellular signal transduction; cyclic nucleotide biosynthetic process. NCBI's taxonomy places the organism in Eukaryota, Metazoa, Chordata, Crocodylia, Alligatoridae. Gene Ontology annotation, molecular function: adenylate cyclase activity; protein binding. The transcript has 33 exons. The record is from RefSeq and is a predicted model, not a curated record. Gene Ontology annotation, cellular component: cytoplasm.